CCCGUAGUGGCCAGACGGGCUGGGGGACACAGGAUGGAAGAGCUAAUAGGAGUAUCUAACGGGACAUGCGGACGGGCUGAUUUCUUCUAAUAUUACAAGUGCUGUUUGUGUCGGUGUGAGGCCUCGCCAUGCCGCUGGUAAAGAGGAACAUCGAGCCCCGUCACCUCUGCCGAGGGGAGCUCCCCCAGGGCAUCGGCAGCGAGCUGGAGUGUGUGAUGAACAACACGCUCUCUGCCAUCAUCCGUCAGCUCAGCAGCCUGAGUAAACAUGCGGAGGAUAUAUUUGGCGAACUGUUUAAUGAGGCCAACACCUUCUAUGUGCGUGCCAACUCUCUCCAGGACCGCAUCGACCGGCUGGCCGUCAAGGUCACACAGUUGGACUCAACCGUAGAAGAAGUUUCACUACAAGACAUCAACAUGAGGAAAGCCUUCAAGAGCUCCACCACUCAGGACCAGCAGGUGGUGUCCCAGAGCAGUGUGCCCAUUCCUGUCAAAGAGAUGUACAAUCUGAGUGACAAGCCUCCGCCACUCAACAUCCUCUCAUCUUACAGGGAUGACCACAAGGAAGCACUUAAGUUCUAUACGGAUCCCUCCUACUUCUUUGACCUGUGGAAGGAAAAAAUGCUGCAGGACACAGAGGAUAAGAGGAAAGAGAAGAGGAAGCAGAAGGAGCAGAGGCGUUGUGUUGAUGGAACGUUACAGAGGGAGGUGAAGAAGGUCCGGAAGGCUAGGAACCGUCGGCAGGAGUGGAACAUGAUGGCUCUGGAUAAAGAGCUGAGGCCGGACCAUCGACACACCAUACACCGGGACAGAGGUGCUUCCUCUGAGGGCUCGAUGUCACCAGAAAACAGGGGUCACGGUCUUGAUCAGCACCACUACCCCAACAUCAUGAACCAUGCUGGCCACGCCCACACCUACUCCGGCCCGCCGCCAAGCGUCCUGGCUGCCCAGAUGGCUGCAGGGCACGGCCCUCGUGGAGGAGGUGAACAUGAUAUUAGAGGCAGGACCAUGAUGGCCUAUCAGGGUGGGACACUCGGCCGUUCUCACCACCACCAAGCCCCGCUGCCUCCUCCACCCACUGAGGCUAUGAACGGUGGCUCCAUUUCCCUCCCACCAAUGGACUACAGUAUGGAUGGCUAUGCCAACACCGGUCCCCCUCCUCCCCCUCCCGCCCCUCUCAUCCCUUCUGCCCAAACUGCCUUUGCCUUACCUCCUGGAGGUCCAAUGCCUUUUGGGCCAAUGGCCGGCGCUGGUGGCUUCUCUCCGCCUCCACCACCUAUAUGUGGAGCCCAGGCAGCUCCACCUCCCCCUGGUCCUCCACCUCCUCCCCUAUCAGCCGGUGCCUCGCACUCCACAACCCGCAAGAUGUCCUCCGCUGCCCCUGCUGAGACAUCAGCGGUCAAUGAUGCCCGCAGUGAUCUGCUGGCUGCUAUACGUAUGGGCAUCCAGUUGAAGAAGGUGCAGGAGCAGCAGGAGCAGCAGGCUAAGAGGGAGCCAGUUGGGAACGACGUGGCCACCAUUCUGUCGCGACGCAUCGCUGUGGAGUACUCCGACUCUGAGGACGACUCCGAGUUGGAGGAGAACGAUUGGUCGGAUUAACAUACACACACAAAAAAUUGGAUAACCACUGAAGACACA
Etheostoma spectabile (orangethroat darter) is the source of this 1637-nucleotide messenger RNA. RefSeq names its product WASP family member 3b (gene wasf3b). Gene Ontology annotation, biological process: actin cytoskeleton organization; positive regulation of Arp2/3 complex-mediated actin nucleation. Gene Ontology annotation, cellular component: cytoskeleton; SCAR complex. The record is from RefSeq and is a predicted model, not a curated record. Gene Ontology annotation, molecular function: actin binding; protein kinase A regulatory subunit binding; Arp2/3 complex binding. Lineage: Eukaryota; Metazoa; Chordata; Actinopteri; Perciformes; Percidae.